This is a messenger RNA of Ailuropoda melanoleuca (giant panda), 1548 nucleotides long. RefSeq names its product cationic amino acid transporter 3-like. Bases 1 to 1548 code for a protein of 515 amino acids. Gene Ontology annotation, molecular function: amino acid transmembrane transporter activity. The record is from RefSeq and is a predicted model, not a curated record. NCBI's taxonomy places the organism in Eukaryota, Metazoa, Chordata, Mammalia, Carnivora, Ursidae. Gene Ontology annotation, biological process: transmembrane transport; amino acid transport. Gene Ontology annotation, cellular component: plasma membrane. The transcript is spliced from 3 exons.
AUGCUGCGUCAGGCACUUCGCAGAUUUGGUCAAAAGCUGGUACGCAGACGUCCGCUGGAGAAAAGAGUGUUUGAGUAUGAAACUGGCAUAAAAAUGAGCACUCUGGAUUUAGUGGCCCUGGGUGUGUGCCGCACAGUGGGUGUUGGUGUGUAUUUCCUGGCUAAUGAGGUGGCCAGUAAUCAAGCAGGACCAUCCAUUGUGAUCUGCUUUCUGGUGGCCGGCCUGACUUCAUUGUUGGCUGGGCUGUGCUACGCAGAGCUGAGUGCCCGGGUUCCCCAUCCUGGCUCAGCAUAUCUCUACAGCUAUGUCACUAUGGGUGAACUCUGGGCUUUCAUCACUGGCUGGAACCUCAUCCUCUCCUUUGUUGCUGAUGCGUUCAUUAUGAUCCAGGCCUGGUUCUUACCUUUUGACAUCCUGACUGGGACCCGGAUCUCUGAGACCCAGCAUGAGAGCAUCUCAGAGCAAGUUCCCCAAUUCUUUGCAGACAAUGUAAAAUACCUUUUUGUCCUCUUUCUGUUUUUCUUCAUGGAAAUUCAAUAUGUGGGGUUCCAUGGGUUACUCAGAAUUUUCCAAGUCUUCACAUUGGUGAAGCUUUUGGUUCUCAGUUUUAUCAUCAUCUCUGGCUUCAUUAAGGGGGACCUACACAACUGGAACCUCACAGAAAAGGACUACGUACAGGCUGGACUCAAUGACUCCUCUCGCUUGGGUCCUCUGGGCUCUGGAGGAUUCAUGCCUUUUGGCUUCCAGGGGCUUCUCCGAGGAUCAGCUUCCUGUUUCUAUACAUUUAUAGGUUUCAGCGUUAUUGUUACCAGAGUCAAAGAAUCACACAAUCCCCAGCAUUCCAUCCCCAUGGCCAUUGUGGUUUCACUGCUCAUCUGCUUUUUGGUCUACAUGAGCUUUACAUUCCCCAUAAGUGUGGUGAUAUACAUGAUGGCAAAGGAUCGCCUCCUGUUCCCUUUUCUUGCCAGGAUCCGUACUGGCACAUAUGGCUACAUUGUAGUCUCUGUGAUGUUUAUCAUUAUUGCAGCAAUAAUGAUAUUCUUCUUUGGACUCAUUGAUCUUCUGGACCUGAGGUCAAUUGGGACCCUGAUAUCUUAUUCCCUGGUAGCUUUUUGUGUUCUCAUCGUCAGGUAUCAGCCUGAGAGGAGGAAGGAGGAAAAUGAAGAAGCGCUGCAGGGGGAGAAUGAGGGAGAUGAAGCACAGGUGCAGGAGGAGAACGGACCUGCAGCAGAGAAGCUGACUCUACAGGGACUAUUUUUUCCAGGCAGCCCCACCCCCACUCCACUCUCUGGCAGGAUUGUCUAUGUUUGCUCCUCACUGCUUGCUCUGCUGCUGACUCUCCUCUGCCUGGUGCUGGCCCACUGGCCAGGUCUGCUUUCUGGAGACCCAGGUCCGAUCACAGUGGUCGUGCUGCUCCUGGCGCUCAUCACUGGGGUCACUGGGAUGACAGCUGCCACCUGGCUGAGAUUUGGUGUCUGGAUGCUGAUUGGGUUUGCUAUCUACCUCAGCUAUGGGAUCCAGCAAGCCUGUUCGUUUAUCCGCACUUAA